GCCGUAGUCAUUCUUUUAUUUGCCGCGUGCAUCACUCAGACCUUGGGCCUGAAUGCAUUAAACAACUAUGGAAAUAGCGUGUAUCCGGGUCGUUGUGUUGUGGAUAUGGGCAGUUCCGUAGUGAUGCUCAAAUUUGGGGAGUCUGUUAAGCUGGAUUCGCUGCCCUGCACACAGAUCUAUUGCAUUGGAGAUGGUUGGGGCAUGCUAGAAACUUGCGAUUACAUGCGCCCAGCGUAUGGCUGUCGCUACACAAGUUUCAAGGACUGGGAAGCGGACUACCCCGAUUGCUGCAAGCGUCACAUGGUGUGUGAUUAAAAUCAUCAAGUUAAUUGUUAGCUAAUUAACAUGUUUCGGCCUGUUCUGAUUGUUCAACAAUUCUUUGCAAUCAAAAAAUUAAUAAGUGAUAACCUCUAGUAUUUAAAGUUCAAUCCAGCUUAGAGCGUAUGUCGAAAAACGAUGCUGUUUGUAAUCAUAUGUAAAGAUAGAAUAGAAAUGUUUGAAAUAACG
Molecule: messenger RNA, 507 nt
Organism: Drosophila hydei
Lineage: Eukaryota; Metazoa; Arthropoda; Insecta; Diptera; Drosophilidae
Exons: 3
Coding region: 106-315 (69 amino acids)
Source: RefSeq, a predicted model, not a curated record